Rubroshorea leprosula is the source of this 2254-nucleotide messenger RNA. NCBI's taxonomy places the organism in Eukaryota, Viridiplantae, Streptophyta, Magnoliopsida, Malvales, Dipterocarpaceae. The record is from the annotation of a GenBank genome assembly.
AUUAAAAAUCAAAGAAGAAAGAUGAAGGACAGAUCCAUGGUGGCUAAAGUCGUCCCAAGUCUAUGAUAGUGACAUGCCCAAUUCUAACAAUCACACCGAUUCAGAUUUCGAUCAAAUUUCCGAUGGAUGGAACACGGCCUCCGAAGAUGAAGUAGAACAGCUGUCGCAUGCUGAUAAUGGUCACUUUUGUGAUCUAAGUGAACUGCCAGCUGGUGCUGAUAGUCACGAGGAAAAAGCUAAGUCUAGCAAUAAAUUGGGGAUUUUGGUGAAUGAUGCAAGAGGAAACACUAAAGCUUCUGUGUCAGAUUUAGGUGGCAGUAAUAGAGUGCAAAACAGUAUAGGUGCCCAACCCUCCUCUGACUCCUACUCAGGUGUUAAUGGAUCAAAGAACCAAAAUGGACAAAACACUCCAAAGAAGGCCCAGGUCAACCCAAUCCAAGUCUGUAACCCUUUAGGCCAAGAUAUUGUCUCAAGAGUCUUGGCCCAAGAUCCACUCGAAUCUAUUCCUUAUCGAGAUGCAGAAUCGACCCAAAGCCUUGACCAUCUGCAAAAUGUUGAAACCCUCAUAUGUGUCACAAGCGAUUGGGACUCUGUUUUGUUGGGAAUGAAGAGCUCUUUGCUGCUAAGUUUUGCAAACUGGAGGAGCAAGAUUUGGGGCAACAAUCGCCUUAGAUUCCUUUCCUUCCCCACUACCAGAUUCUUUUUUACAAUGAACAUAGUCACAUUUAACACUUGUGAACUUGGUGAUAGCAUCAAGAGGAGAGAGUUGAGGAGAGUAUGGUUCACUAGGAAUGGCUUAAGUGGUAGGCCAGGCGGCCUAUUGUGUAUAUGGGACUCCAAUCUUUUCGAGAAGACUCGGGUUAUUGAAGGUGAGAGUUUCCUAGGAGUUGAGGGUUUAUGGGGUACAAACAAAGCUACCUGCUGCUUUGUGAAUGUCUAUGGUCCAUGUAAUGUAGCGGGUCGUGCAAAGCUGUGGGAGGAUCUUUCAACCCUUAUUGGAACCCAAAACUACUUCUUCUGUCUUGGUGGCGAUUUCAAUUGUGUCAGAGGUCAGCAUGAAAGACAAGUAGAGUUUACAGAUGACGAAAUUAGAGAAGCAAUCUCUUCCUGUGCAAGUGACAAAGCCUCGGGACCUGAUGGAUUUAAUUUUCACUUCAUUAAGUCAGCUUGGGGAACAGUAGGAACUGAUAUGAUCAACUUCAUCAAAGAAUUCCACCAUAAUGGAAAGUUGGUCAAGGGAAUUAAUUUUUCAUACAUCACACUUGUGCCUAAGAAGAAAAACCCCACCUCCUUGAAGGAAUUUAGGCCAAUAUGUACAGUUAGGUCCAUAUACAAAAUUUUGGCUAAAGUGCUUACAAAUAGGCUCAAGAAGGUAAUUGGUAAGAUUAUUAGCACUAGUCAAUCUGCUUUUAUUAAGGGUAGACAACUUGUUGAUUGUGCCUUUACCCUUAAUGAGAUUGUGCAUGACUUGAAAACUAAAAGGAGGAACGAUAUUAUAUUCAAGGCUGAUUUUGAAAAAGCAUUUGGCUCUGUGGAUUGGGGAUGUCUACAUACCAUGCAUUCCCUUUUGGGUUUUGGAGAGAAAUGGCGAAGUUGGAUCAAAGAGUGGUUAAUAUCAGCUUCAAUCUCAGUCGUAGUUAAUGGUAACCCUACCAACGAAUUCAAUAUGCAAAGAUGUUUGAGACAAGGUGACCUCUUUUCACCUUACUUAUUCCUUAUUGCUGCUAAAGGUUUUCAUGCUUUUCUCCUUGAAGCAAAAAAACAAGAGGUCUUUAAAGGAGUGGUGAUUGAUGAGGAAAUUUCUAUUUCUCACCUCCAGUUUGCUGAUGACACUGCUCUAAUUUGUAACGCCUCUAUUAACUCCAACUUGGCUAUCAAGUAUACCCUGAGAUGGUUUGAAAUUAUUUCAGGCCUCAAAAUCAAUUUUAAUAAAAGUGUGUUAUUCGGGGUCAAUGUGGAUGACACUUGGAUCAACAUGGCUGCCUCUGCCCUAAAAUGCAAAGUUGGGAAAACCCCCUUCAUUUACCUAGGGCUCCUUGUUAGAGGAAACCCUCACCACCAUUCCUUUUGGAAACCCAUGAUUGAUAAGUUCCGAUCUAAAUUGGCAUCUUGGAAAGGAAAGCUUCUUUCAAUUGAUGGUCGUAUCACGCUUCUCACCUCGGUACUUUCUGCUCUACCUCCCUCUACUUCUUUAUCUUCAACGUUCCAAAAGGCAUCUUAAAACAGCUCAUUAGAAUACAAAAAUACUUUUUAU